UUCUUUCUAAGAAAUGUCCCAAAUCAUGCAUUUCCUAGUGUCUUGUCAGAUUUGUCAUUCCUAAUGUAGUUUUCUAAAAUAAAAUAAUAAAAAGUAAAAGAGUAAUUAGUAACUAGUAACUUGUUCUAAAAUAAAUAAAUAAAUAGUAACUUGUAACUAGUAAAAAACCCCCAAAUCAGACCCAACACAACCGUAUCUAUUAUCUUCAACCUCACUCAAACCAUUUCUUCGAUCUACAAACCCCUAAAUCCUCACACGCCUCCUUCUUCUUCCGAAAAUUCACCGCUAUCAGUGGCUUCAAAUCUGGCAAACCACUGCGGUUAAUGUGUGGUAUUACAUGGAAGCUCUGCAAAAGAAGAAUCUGCUAAUGGGUUAUCUUCUUUUGAUGGUAUUACUAUUAUUUUUCACCUCUGGUAUACAAGCUUGGACUGGUGAGAUCCAUGGUAGAGUCGUCUGUGAUGUCUGCGGUGAUUCCUCAAUUGGGCCUGAAGAUCAUGUUCUUGAAGGGGCUGAAGUGGCUGUUCUUUGCAUCACAAAAUCUGGGGAAGUUUUAAAUUACCAGGCAUUCACAAAUGAAAAGGGACUGUACACAGUGGCAGAGACAAUGCCCGAGAGCGAUCGCUGGGAUGCGUGCCUGGCUCGACCUAUCAGCAGCUUCCAUGAGCACUGCACUCAUCUUGGUGAAGGCAGCUCAGGAGUAAAGUUCAGUUAUUCUCAUCCAUCAGGUUACUCUCACCCUGUCAGGACUUUCGUAUAUCGACCUCCAAGUGUCCCCACAUACUGUAUUUGAAAUCCUUAGACUCCUUCCUUGUCCUUGUGUAUACAUAUAGUCAAAAUAUGAGCUUGUUUUAGGCUAAAUAGUAAAAAAAAAAUAAGAUUUGGCAUAUAUCUAUAACAUCUUAUGCAUGUAUUGUUUGUUUUAAGCUUGAGUAUUAGCACUCUCUUUUAAUCCUAGUAUAUAUACACAGUAUAACUUUGAUAAAUUAAUAUUCAGUUAAUUAAUAAUCUUGAUCAAAUUAACACUUGAAA
Messenger RNA from Cannabis sativa, 1029 nucleotides. RefSeq lists its product as uncharacterized. The coding region runs from base 338 to 790 and encodes 150 amino acids. The transcript has 3 exons. NCBI's taxonomy places the organism in Eukaryota, Viridiplantae, Streptophyta, Magnoliopsida, Rosales, Cannabaceae. The record is from RefSeq and is a predicted model, not a curated record.